UUGUCACUUUGUGACUCUUCAGUUUCAAAGAUAGAGGAACAGAAUCUGAUGCUCAGGAUGUGGCGUCUUUGUUUCCUGUCUGCUCUGCUGUGCAUCACCUGCGGCUUCCCACAGCUCUCCGCUCGGUCACAUGACAUGAUCAACUUCAUCAACACGGCCAAGACCACGUGGACAGCGGGUGUGAACUUCCAGAACGUGAAGCAUGGACAUCUGAAGUCUCUCUGUGGAACGCUGCUGAAGGGACCGCGACUGCCUGAUACGGUGAAACAUGCCGCCAACAUGAACCUUCCUGUCAGUUUCGACCCGCGGACGGAGUGGCCUUACUGUAAGUCCCUCAGUCAGAUCCGGGAUCAGGGCUCCUGCGGCUCCUGCUGGGCGUUCGGCGCGGUCGAGGCCAUCUCUGAUCGCAUCUGCAUCCACAGCAAAGGGAGCGUUUCGGUGGAGAUCUCAGCCGAAGACCUGCUGUCCUGCUGUGAACAGUGCGGAUUCGGGUGUUCUGGAGGUUUUCCAUCAGAAGCGUGGGAUUACUGGACUAAAUCCGGUCUGGUGACCGGAGGACUGUAUGGCUCUAACGUGGGUUGCAGACCGUACAGCAUCUCGCCCUGCGAGCAUCACGUGAACGGGACACGGCCGCCGUGCUCCGGUGAUCACACACACCCGAACAACCCUAAUCACACACACCCGAACAACCCUAAUCACACACCAGGCUAUAAAGCGUAUAACCUUCCCUCGGACCAGCAGCAGAUCAUGACUGAACUUUACAGCGGAGGGCCGGUGGAGGCGGCCUUCACCGUCUAUGAGGACUUCCUGCUCUACAAGAGCGGUGUUUACCAGCACGUGACCGGCUCUGAACUGGGCGGACAUGCUGUGAAAGUGCUGGGAUGGGGAGAAGAGAACGGGACGCUGUACUGGCUGGUGGCAAACUCCUGGAACUCCGACUGGGGCGACAACGGUUAUUUUAAGAUCCUGCGAGGCCGUGAUGAAUGUGGGUUUGAGAGUGAGAUGGUGGCUGGUGUUCCUCAGCUCUGAACAGAUGCACAUCUGGAUUUACUCGACUGACUGACUGCAUGAUGCACUCUCAUUUUAAUGGAAACCAUAAACAGAAAUAAAACUCUAUCUGCAUGUCUCAUUAUUGUGGUUAAUGCAUUCUAAAAUUAAUUAAUUAAAAGCAAAACUCUCG
Sinocyclocheilus rhinocerous is the source of this 1180-nucleotide messenger RNA. It is a transcript of the gene ctsbb, whose product is annotated as cathepsin Bb. Gene Ontology annotation, biological process: proteolysis; regulation of catalytic activity. The coding region runs from base 49 to 1029 and encodes 326 amino acids. The transcript is spliced from 10 exons. The record is from RefSeq and is a predicted model, not a curated record. Gene Ontology annotation, molecular function: cysteine-type endopeptidase activity. NCBI's taxonomy places the organism in Eukaryota, Metazoa, Chordata, Actinopteri, Cypriniformes, Cyprinidae.